Molecule: messenger RNA, 3179 nt
Organism: Cuscuta epithymum
Lineage: Eukaryota; Viridiplantae; Streptophyta; Magnoliopsida; Solanales; Convolvulaceae
Source: the annotation of a GenBank genome assembly
AAGAAGUGUAUUAUCUGUAUGAGACUAAAAAAGACCCACUCAGAUAGUCAAAUAUGUGUUGUUUUCUCUCUCACAACUCAUCUUCUGCUUUUUCUCUGAUUCCUAAAGAGCGUUGAAUUUUGGGGUCAUUACAGAAAUGGAUUGAAGUUUGCUGUUUUUCGUGUAGCUGGAUCUCUGCCUCUGCUCUUCUUCCUUAUCUCUCGGAAACGUUUUGCAGACUUUUCUGGGACAUCAAUGGCUGCCGACAAUAGUUUCAUCCUUUUGUUCUUGAGCUUUAUGUUACUCGGAGAGUUUAUUCAAGUGUCUUUAGCAGCCGAUUAUGUGCCAACUGAUAAGAUUCUAUUGAACUGUGGAGGCCCGGAAGGCGACACAGACCUGGAUGGUAGGAAGUGGACCAGUGAUAUUGGGUCAAAGUUCAUCCUCUCCACUGGCAAGUCAUCCACAGGUUCCGCAGAUGCUCAAAAAUCAUCUGUCCCUCAAACUCCAUUCAUGUCCGCCCGUACGUUCCAAUCAAACUUCACCUAUAGCUUCCCGGUCGCGCCCGGUCGAAAAUUCCUCCGACUAUAUUUCUACCCGGCUACCUAUAAUGCCCUCAACACCACCUCCUCACUCUUCUCGGUAACUGUUGGACAAUACUCACUUAUGCGCAACUUUAGUGCAUCACAGACUGCUCAAGCUCUGAACUAUGAUUAUCUCUUGAAGGAGUUUUCGAUAAAUGUUCCGUCUGAGACUCUAAAUGUGACGUUCAUGCCGUCCCCAAACUCUUUCGCAUUCGUGAAUGGCAUUGAGGUGAUUUCGCACCCUGAUAUCUACAACACUGAGGACGGGAAUGCAGUGCUUGUUGGACAAUCCGCGUCGUUCAUUGUUGACAACAGCACCUCCCUUGAGAGCCUUUAUCGUGUGAAUGUCGGUGGCAAUGUGAUAUCACCUGCGAGUGACACCGGGAUGUUUAGGUCGUGGGAUGAAGAUACAAAAUAUAUAUUUUCCGCAGGGGUCGGAGUCACGGAGACAGCAGAUGAUUAUAACUUGACGAUCACUUACCCGGAUGGAAUGCCGAGUUAUGUUGCCCCUGUGGAUGUGUACAAGACUCUUAGGUCGAUGGGUCCGAAUGCUAGUGUGAAUGUGAAUUACAAUUUGACUUGGUAUUUCUCAGUUGACUCCGGGUUUUUCUACCUCGUGAGGCUCCACUUUUGUGAGAUCACGAACGUCAUCACUAAGAUCAACCAGAGGGUUUUUACCAUCUACCUCAACAAUCAAACUGCUGAGCCGGAAGCCGAUGCAAUCGCUUGGGCGAGUAAAAACGGAGUCCCCACUUAUAAGGAUUAUGUAGUGUCAUUUCCGCCCGGGGAUACCCAGGUGGAUCUUUGGCUUGAAUUGCAUCCAAAAUCGGGAUCUAACUAUCUUGACGCAAUCUUGAACGGAUUGGAGAUAUUCAAAAUCAACGACACUACGGGAAAUCUUGCAGGUCCUAAUCCAGUCCCUUACGUGCAACCAUAUAUCGAACCAUUUCUCCCAUCUUCAUUGACAGGGAAUUCAAAAAAUCAUCACAAAGCAGCUAUCGGAGGAGGGGUAGGCGGUGGAAUUUUUGCUUUCCUACUAAUUGGAUUGGUCAUUUGUUUUGUCUCCCGCCGACGUAACCGCCGAAAGGACUCUUCAAGCACAAGUGACGCACAAUCUGGUUGGCUUCCUCUUUCUUUGUAUGGAAACUCUCAUUCUACAGCUUCUGCUAAGACAAACACGACCGGAAGUUAUGCCUCCUCACUUCCCGCAAACCUUUGCCGGCACUUCUCAUUUGCAGAGAUCAAGGCGGGCACUAAAAACUUUGACGAAGCUCUUCUUCUCGGAGUUGGAGGUUUUGGGAAAGUUUAUAAAGGAGAGAUUGAUGGGGGUGUAAAAGUUGCCAUUAAACGUGGUAACCCACUUUCAGAACAAGGCAUUCACGAAUUCCAAACAGAAAUUGAAAUGCUUUCUAAGCUUCGUCACCGUCACCUCGUCUCUCUGAUUGGUUACUGUGAAGAGAACUGUGAGAUGAUUCUUGUGUAUGAUUAUAUGGCGUAUGGGACUCUGCGUGAGCAUCUUUACAAGACACAAAAGCCCCCAUUACCAUGGAAGCAAAGGCUAGAGAUCUGCAUAGGCGCAGCCCGCGGGUUGCAUUAUCUCCACACUGGCGCGAAACACACCAUUAUCCACCGUGAUGUGAAAACUACUAACAUCCUCUUGGAUGAGAAGUGGGUGGCGAAGGUUUCAGAUUUUGGGCUGUCGAAGACGGGCCCCACUCUUGAUCACACCCACGUAAGUACAGUGGUGAAGGGUAGUUUUGGGUAUUUGGAUCCCGAAUACUUCAGAAGACAGCAACUCACUGAAAAAUCAGAUGUCUAUUCAUUUGGAGUCGUCCUUUUUGAGAUAUUGUGUGCGCGCCCGGCUUUGAACCCCACUCUACCGAAGGAGCAAGUGAGCUUAGCGGAAUGGGCAUUGCAUUGCCACACUAAGGGUAUUCUUGACCAGCUAACCGACCCGUAUUUGAAAGGUAAGAUCGCGCCAGAAUGUUUCAAGAAAUUUGGGGAGACGGCAGUCAAGUGUGUGAGCGACGUGGGGACCGAAAGGCCGUCCAUGGGGGAUGUACUUUGGAACCUUGAGUUUGCACUACAGCUUCAAGAGAGCGCUGAGGAGAGCGGGAAGGGCAUUGUGGGAAUUGACAAGGUUGAAGAUGGGUACGGUGCCAUUGGCAAUAAUAAAGCAAAGAAGGAUCCCGAUGCCUCGUCCCAUACCGGGUUUGAUGGAAGCGUGACGACUGAUUCUAGCAGUGGUAUAUCGAUGAGUAUCGGGGGUCGGAGUGUCGCCAGCGAGGACUCGGACGGGCUGACACCCAGUGUUGUCUUCUCACAGAUCAUGAACCCCAAGGGCCGUUGACCAAAUCUUAAUCCAAUCAUGUAGUGUGUACUAUAUUACUAUUAUUCUUUUUUACUCUUAAUGCUAGGAAGGAUCGCCUUCAAUUAAUUCACAUACUUUUUUUGCAAGUUGAAUUUACAGCUUGACAGUGGAAAGAAAUGUGCUUGUUCUUUGUACCCAUAACGUUGAAGAGCUUUUGUUCGGUUGUGAUGUUUUAAUGUCGUUAUCAUUAUUUCCAUAUAUAUACAUACACAUAAAUAUAGAUGUUGAUUCUUAUUUUGUUAUUAUGG